AUGACAGGCCAAGCGUUGGAGGACAGUGUGGAACUUAUGGACCACAGGCUCUCAGUGAAGACCCUGAUGGAGGACGAUUUGGAAAGAGCAGACAGCAAACUGAGCCGGGUCCAUUCAAUAUGUGAUGACACGUCGUCUGAGUUACAGCGGGUCGCUACACUCGAGGUUCGCGGCCCAAACUCUCAGAACUCCUUCCAUGGAAGAGGAGCCUUGUCCAGGUUGGUGAGUAUGGUGGUGACUCUCCGAGAAUGGGCCCAUAAGAGUCUCCAAGAGGAAGAAGAGCGUCCAGACUCAUUCCUGGAGCGUUUUCGUGGACCUGAACUCCGCAUCACUCACAGCCGCAUCAGCAGCAACCGUUCUGGACUAAACAACAGCGUCAAAACCAAGAAGAAGCCAGAUGCGUUUAUUCUGGCACCAGCUGAUGACAAGUACUACCACUGGCUGUUCAUCAUCGCUGCAGCUGUACUGUACAACUGGUGUCUUCUAGUAGCCAGGGCCUGCUUUGAUGAACUUCAAACCAACAACUACAUUCUGUGGCUGGUUCUUGAUUACCUCUCUGAUCUGGUCUACAUCCUGGACACCUGUGUGAGACUAAGAACAGGUUUCCUGGAGCAGGGUCUCCUGGUGAAGGACCUGAAAAAAUUGAGAGAGAACUACAUUAGUACCCUACAGUUUAAGCUAGACCUGUUGUCCAUCCUGCCCACCGAUCUGGCUUACAUCGUGACUGGUAUCCACGUUCCCGAGCUGCGCUUUAAUCGACUGAUGCGCUUCUCUCGUAUGUUCGAGUUCUUCGAUCGCACAGAGACUCGCACCAGCUACCCCAACACUUUUCGCAUCAGCAACCUGGUGCUCUACAUCUUGGUCAUCAUCCACUGGAACGCCUGCAUCUACUUCGCCAUCUCCAAAUCUAUCGGCUUCGGAUCAGAUCAGUGGGUCUACCCUAACAUCUCCCAUCCUGAGUUUGGCACGCUGACUAGAGGCUACAUCUACUGCCUCUACUGGUCCACGCUCACGCUUACCACUAUAGGGGAGAUGCCUGCACCAGAACGCGAUGAGGAAUAUCUCUUUGUGGUCUUCGACUUCCUGGUGGGCGUGCUCAUAUUCGCCACGAUUGUAGGUAACGUAGGAGCCAUGAUCUCCAACAUGAAUGCCACACGAGCGCAGUUUCAAGCUCGCAUUGAUGCCAUCAAGCACUACAUGAAGUUCCGCAAGGUCAGCAAAGAGCUGGAGGGUCGGGUCAUUAAAUGGUUCGACUAUCUCUGGACCAACAAGAAGACAAUCGAUGAGCAAGAAGUGCUCAAAAAUCUUCCCAACAAGCUGCGGGCGGAGAUCGCCAUCAAUGUGCAUCUGGAAACACUCAAGAAAGUGCGCAUCUUCCAGGAUUGUGAAGCUGGUCUGCUAGUGGAGCUGGUUCUUAAGCUGCGUCCACAGGUCUUCAGCCCCGGAGACUACAUCUGUCGCAAGGGAGACAUCGGGAAGGAGAUGUACAUCAUUAAAGAAGGUCGAUUGGCUGUGGUGGCUGACGACGGGGUGACGCAGUACGCCCUCUUGACGUCCGGAAGCUGCUUCGGUGAGAUCAGCAUCCUCAAUAUCAAAGGCAGCAAAAUGGGAAACAGGCGUACAGCCAACAUCCGGAGCAUCGGCUAUUCAGACCUGUUCUGUCUGUCCAAAGACGAUCUGAUGGAAGCUGUGAUGGAGUACCCAGACGCCAAGAGGGCGCUGGAGGAGAGAGGGCGUGAGAUCCUGAGAAAGGAGGGACUGCUCGAGGAACUCGGGACUGCAGGACUUACCGGAGAACAAAUCGAGGAGAAAGUUGAGCAUCUCGAAGCCUCGUUGGAUACUUUGCAGACACGAUUCGCCAGGCUGCUGGGGGAAUAUACCAACACCCAGAAGCGACUCAAGCAGAGACUCACCACUCUGGAGGGCAGGUUCCACCACACUGGCAGUGGAUUUCUGUCCGACGGCAAUGAGAGCACUGUUGACGGAGAUGGAACUCACAGUGAAGUGAACAUUCAUCUGUGAACAGAACUGGUUCAUUUUAGCUGUAUUUUAGAAACUCUGUGGCCUCUUUCCACUAUACAGCCAAACAGUUCUUAAGCCAAGCACAUGACGUUGUUGUCUAAAAUAAAAGAUUUCAAAA
Trichomycterus rosablanca is the source of this 2140-nucleotide messenger RNA. RefSeq names its product cyclic nucleotide gated channel subunit alpha 2a (gene cnga2a). Lineage: Eukaryota; Metazoa; Chordata; Actinopteri; Siluriformes; Trichomycteridae. Gene Ontology annotation, biological process: monoatomic cation transmembrane transport. Gene Ontology annotation, cellular component: plasma membrane; intracellular cyclic nucleotide activated cation channel complex. The transcript has 6 exons. The record is from RefSeq and is a predicted model, not a curated record. Gene Ontology annotation, molecular function: protein-containing complex binding; cGMP binding; intracellularly cAMP-activated cation channel activity. Bases 1 to 2022 code for a protein of 673 amino acids.